This is a messenger RNA of Marasmius oreades (fairy-ring Marasmius), 1551 nucleotides long. RefSeq lists its product as uncharacterized. The coding region runs from base 41 to 1225 and encodes 394 amino acids. The record is from RefSeq and is a predicted model, not a curated record. The transcript is spliced from 3 exons. NCBI's taxonomy places the organism in Eukaryota, Fungi, Basidiomycota, Agaricomycetes, Agaricales, Marasmiaceae.
UCGAAGUCCGGUGCUGAAGCGCUGACGUGCCCCACAAAUUAUGUGGUUGUAUUUACCAAAGGCUUUGCUAUCUUGUGCUAUCUUGCAAGUGCCACACUUCCAAUUUCCAACUUGGCCUCUUCUCAUCGACGUCGACCUUGAGCUCGGCCGUUCCUUCGUUUCUUAUACCACUUCAUCUGUGAUACCAUUUGUCGUUCUUUUUUUCGCUCACCACCUCAUGGCAGACUUAACAAUACUUUCCUCGGCGCCCACCUACCCACUAUCAAACGAUUCGCAAUCCGGUGUAUACACAACAUUCACUCCCGGCGCUAGCUCGAGUCGGUUUAGUUUGGGACUCAGCUUAACUGAUUUACCGACGACUUUAGGACGGGAAGGCAGUGACGACACAGCCAGCGCCAGUGAACCCAGCGAGGACGGUGAUGGCCACGAGACUGAUGAUACAUCGUCUCUAUCCUCUGUAGACGAUAUGCAGGUCAAGCCAAUGGCAAACGACUCCAGUAGAGGCAGAGCCAAAAUGACGGAGAGCAGAUCUGGGGGAUUUGGAAAGAGAGAGAGGUUGAUUGCCGUCGACUCAGAAAAAACUCCUACCGCCACCACCAUCCCUCAUUCCCCUCCACCAUCUUCUCCUGCCCUAGAAUCUCAUAUCACGCUGCUGCCUCCUACACAGAGAGGACGACAACAGUAUCAACGACAUCGGCCAACACGAUCUCGAAGCGCACCACCAUCUUCCAAACCCGAGUAUGCCCAGGACGGAGAAACAACUCCUACCGCAUCAUAUACGCCUGCUUCUAGUGCAAGCGCCUCGCAGAUGAGCUUUGAACAGUACAGCACAUACGAGACUCAUCGACCUCUCCGGCGAAGUCGGACAACGUUCACUUACAACUCGGGUCUCAGCACGCCCUCGAGCAUCUUCGUAUCUACACCUCCUUGGGCACGAGAUUACGGUGUAACGAUGGGUGGGGAGUUGCUUAAACCUCCGCCACCUCUGCACCGCCCGACGACUUUUUGGAGAAGGACACCCCGUUCCGGCGUAACUUCCUCAUCGUAUUCGCCUUCAUCGCAUGUGAUACGUCGUUCUACAUUCGUUGCCGCUGGACUGCCGUUCGAGAGACCGAUGGCCGAUUUGAGUGCUCUUUGCGUUGAGAGUCGAAUGCGUAGCUCGCUUGAAGAAAAGAGAACAGCGAAGCUGAAUGAUGUAUUCUGGGAAGUGAUUGUCGAACGGUGACAGUGAAAAGGCAUUUGAAUGUUAGUCGCGGCUGGAGGGUGCUAUAUAGGGAUCUAGUUUGCGAUGUUUCUGCGUCUAUUUAUUGAACGCAUCUAUAGCGAUCUCUGGCAGUAUCAACGGCAUAGAUUCUCCUUACUCACAUUGAGGGUGAGUUACCGACAAUGAUAAUAGUCCGAAAUUGAGCAAAUCGGAAUACCAUAUCCCAGUUUGAAUUUAAAAAUAGCCGUUAGUUCUCUUUGUACACUAUAAUGAACCUUUGGCGUUUGGAAAAUUAUUCCUCCGGGUAGCCGCUCCCAUGCGCUCAACAUUGGUAUGCAAUUCUUUAG